Messenger RNA from Ostreococcus tauri, 795 nucleotides. RefSeq names its product Alfin. Bases 1 to 795 code for a protein of 264 amino acids. NCBI's taxonomy places the organism in Eukaryota, Viridiplantae, Chlorophyta, Mamiellophyceae, Mamiellales, Bathycoccaceae. Gene Ontology annotation, molecular function: histone binding; transcription cis-regulatory region binding; transcription coregulator activity. The transcript has 6 exons. The record is from RefSeq and is a predicted model, not a curated record. Gene Ontology annotation, biological process: regulation of DNA-templated transcription. Gene Ontology annotation, cellular component: nucleus.
AUGGAGGCCCCGCGAACGGUGGACGAGGUGUACCAAAACUUUGCGAUGCGUCGUCAAGGGUUGGUCAAGGCGCUCACGGACGACGUCGAGGCGUUCUACGCGCAGUGUGAUCCGGAUAAGGAGAAUCUGUGCCUGUACGGCAAUCCCGACGGGACGUGGGAGGUGCAGCUCCCGGCGGAGGAAGUCCCCCCGGAGCUACCCGAACCCGCGCUCGGGAUUAACUUCGCGCGAGAUGGGAUGCAGCGUAAGGAUUGGCUCGCCUUGGUGGCCGUGCACGGCGACGCGUGGUUGAUGGCGGUGGCGUUUUACUACGGCGCCAAGUUCGACGCGAAGAAGCGCGAUGCGUUAUUCGCCAAGAUCAACGGCGUGUCGACGGUGUACGAGACCUUGUGCGCCGCGCACGGUCGAGACGACAAGGCACACGAGAGCGAGGCCAGCGCGAGAAACGGCGGUUCGUCGAACGGGGGGGCGAAGGCGCGGGGUGGGGACGCCGCGCGCUCGAACGGGGUGAAGGCGAAAAAAGUCAAGAUCGAUCCGGCUGACGCGCAAGGGUUCAACAAGCCUUCGCCGGGAUUCAUUCUCGAGCCGUCGCAGCCGCUCAGCGAGCUGAAGAACGCGCAGAUCGAGUUGUUCUGGCCCGACGAUAACUUGUGGUAUCGCGCGGAGGUGAUCUCGCUGAACGAGCGUAAUCGCACGGCAAAGGUGUUGUACGCGACGUCCGACGUCGAGACGCUCGACUUGGACGAGUUGAUCCAGGAGGGUCACGUCAACAUUCGACGCGAUCCGCAACAGUGA